UUCGAAUUCUGUCAUGCAGCUGAGCCCUAUUCAUAGCCACCUUCGCUCAAGGCAAAAGGCUUCAGCGCAGGGGUGCCCUUCCUUUCCAAAAAUGCCUAUGAGUUUAAUUAAACUUCUUGAAUAAACCAGUUGGCGGGAGACACCUCUUCAUCAGUUUGUUGACUCUGCAAUUCCAAGUGAAGAUGGGUGUCUUAGGUGUAUUAAUCCUCCCACUGCUUGUGGUUGUAAUCAGUGGGGUUGUAUAUAUUUAUCGGACAGUUAUUCAGAUGAUGUCAAAAUCUGCAGUGCGAAGUAAAGUUGUAGUGAUCACUGAUGCUCUGUCAGGUGUGGGCAAAGAAUGCUCACACGUAUUUCAUGCAGGUGGAGCCAGGCUAGUUCUAUGUGGUAAACACUUGGACAAUUUAGAAGCUCUCUAUGAUUCUUUAACCAGUGCAGCUGAUCCUACUGCAACGUUUACACCGAAGCUUGUCCUUCUAGAUCUAUCUGAUGUAAACUGCAUUCAAGAUGUGGCUAAAGAAAUAUUGGAUUGCUAUGGAUGCGUGGAUAUACUCAUCAACAAUGCUAGCACCAAGUUGAAGGGGACAGUACAGAAUAUCUCACUGGAACUUGACAAAAAGAUUAUGGAUGCCAACUAUUUUGGGCCUAUAACGCUCACCAAAGCUCUUAUUCCCAACAUGAUCUCCAGAAGAACUGGUCAAGUUAUAUUAGUCAACAAUAUCCAGGGGAAAGUUGGAGUCCCUUUUCGUGCAGCCUAUGCUGCUUCAAAACACGCCGCUCUCGGGUUCUUUGAUUGCCUGAGGGCAGAACUGCAGGAGUUUGGUGUUUGUGUCAGUACUGUGACUCCAAGUUUCAUACGCUCAUACAGUGUUCAACCACAGCCUAGCAACUGGGAAUCCUCCGUGUGGAAAUUCCUUUGCAGAAAACUGGCCUAUGGCGUCCAUCCAAUUGAAGUGGCAGAUGAAAUUCUGAGAACAGUGAACAGGAAGAAACAGGAGGUGUUCAUGGCAAAUCCUAUUGCAAAAGCAGCUGUUUACAUACGCACCUUCUUUCCAGAGUUAUUUUUUGCUGUUGUUGCUGCAGGAGUUAAAGAAAAACAGAAAAUAGAAGAUGAAAAGUGAUUGCAUUUAGCCCAUUUACCUUGGCAAUAGGGUUGCCAGAAGCUCUUUAUUUUAUGGAUGGAACAACUGAGAAAGCAGGAGAAAUGAUAGGGUCCCAGAAGAAAUUGCAAAAGAUUUCUGAAGAUCUGGAGGCAGUGGAGUUGGGAAAGUUAGUACACUCCUGGGUGACAAUCCACAGAGUGCCUUAUCAACCAUCAGAAAUAUCUGUGGUGGUGUUUGGUCUCUUAGAAAUUACAGUUAGAAAAGUUAAUAGAAAGUGAAUUUAUUCAAAAAGGGUUUGCUUGGUGUGUUGGUGGUUGUGUUCAGAGCAAUUAUAGAGAGACCUAAAUGUGUGUAAGUGCGUUCAAAGUCACCUAUUGACUUAUGCUGAUCCCAUUAAUUGUGUGGGGUUUUCUGAGGUGGUUUUGCCAGUUCCUUCCUUUGAAUAUAGCCUACAGCAUUAGGCAUUUGUUGGUUGUCUUACAUCCAAGUGUUAAUCAGGGUUUCACCAUGCUUAGCUUCCAAAAUGAGACAGGUUCUGGUGCCUUAUGGCACUUAGGCCCCUCAGAGACCUAAAUAGGUAUGGAGAAAAUGGGUAGGUUGAAGCACCAAGGGAAAUGGAGAAAUUGUUAAAGAUUAGAGAAGAGAGGGAGUAUCUGCAAUAAAUGUAUGGUGUUAGUCUGAUAACAAAGCGCUGUUGAACUCAAAACAGGAAUAGAAGAGAGUGGAAGAGAGAUGGUGUGGCAAUAUUUUAUAUUUUGGUGGUUUAGGUGUCUCUUAGUCCCCCAACCCUUUAAAACUCUAAGUUUGUUAUAAGAGUUUUGAUUUUAGCAAAAAUAAUGGGGUUGGUGGUUCAGGAGGGCAUUACGUCAGUUCUCCUCUUUAGCCUUCUCUGCCAAAAUGAUGCUGAUGCUCAUCACAGUAGUUAAAGUGGUGUCAAACUGCAUUCAUUCUACAGCUGGGCACAAUUGAAUGGUGGGGGCUCUUACCCAUCACAAUUGGAUUAUCUAAUGGAAACAAUAAUAACAAAUAUCACCCAGCACGAACUAAGAGUGCAUCUGCACUGUAAAAUUAAUGUAAUUUGACACCACUUUACCUGCCAAGGCUCAAUGCUAUGGAAUUCUGGGAUUUGUACGAGAGCAUCAGCACCUUUUCGCAAAGAUGGUUAAAGACCUUUUAAAACUACCAUUCCAUGAUUCCAUAGCAUUGAGCCAUGUCCAUUAAAGCAUUACUUCUCCAAAAGGAAUAUGUAGACCUUGGAAGACUAGUACGCAUAUUGGGUCAUCCAACCACCAAUGGCUCAAAUUAUGGGAAAAGGGAUUUAAAAUGAGGGAAUAUUGACAAACUGUUUCUUAAUAUGGACAGUAUUCAAAGGCAUAGUGUGUCAGAGUGUAUGACUGGAAUCCUGCAGUACCUUUAAAACUAACUGAAAGAACAAAAAUUGAAACACAUGCUGGACCUACUUUAUUAGAUACAUGAUACCUAUGGAUGGAUACCAUGUCCAUGGGCAGAUAUUUAUAAAGGGCAAGUUGCAGGUGAAUAGAAAUGGAAAUGCAAAACCUGUAGAUGUGAGGAUGGUGUGACAAGCUCGGUUUAAACUAAAGGAUACUUAGGAGCAAAGGUGGGAGAAAGUAUAUUACCUAAAGCUAAGAUGAAUAGAUAAAUGUAUGAAAGAGAGGGGAGUUUUUGGAAUGUUGUAUGAUACUGACUUGGGAACAGAAAAUAGAUGCAAUAGAUAGGGUUAAGAGCUUAUUUGUGGCUGGGAAGUUGAGUAAUGUUACAAUAUGUGUAGUGUACCAGAAAAUCAUUACCUCUGUCUAUAGGCUGGAGUUUGUGGAUUAUGCUACGACCUCAUCAGACGGGCUGAUUUGCCCAUUGGCAAAAGCUAUUAAUGAGGAAGACCAUGCAAGCUAAGAGAGACUGCUGGACUUUGCUUUUGCAAAAUGUCUGACUAAAAAGACAAAAUUUUGCCCCCUCAUUUUGCCUCUGUAGAGUAAAUUGAUUGCAAACUGCUUUUGCACUUUGAACUCAGUUUUCAGCAAUUGAAGUGAGUCAGAGCACAAAAAGGGAAAGUGAGAGGGGAGGAGAAAAUUUAUUUUUAAAAGCAGCUGAAAAGGGGACAAGAAAGGAUUAACUGGCACUAUUCUUGUCAAAUCAGGAUACUUGGGGGUAUAGAACAGCCUACAAACUUUGAAAAGCAAAGCUAUUUUUCCUUCCAUUCCUCCCAUAGAGGGUCCUAGACACAGUCCUUCUGAAGUUGUCCACUCCUGGCACAGAGAAAGGACUCCCACCAUGUACCAGUGGUUUACAGCAGGAGUCUGAGAGGUCUCAACACAAGCAAAUAGUGUAAAGGAAAUAGGAUUGAGAGUAUUUUUUUUGAACAUGUAUGGAUGCUCAUGCAAGGAGAUGUGGCUGAAAUAAAAGAUGGCUAUGGCUAAGCUUGGAUUUGCUAAAGAAUGCUUGGAUGUUAGUACCCAGAUAGUAGAUACUACUUGUUACCACUUCUCUUUCCAAGGGGAGGGAGAAGACUAGGGUUGCCAGAGUGAAAACUGGAGAUGUGCCUUGUGCCUUUAAUAGCUGUGGAGAAAGGGGAAUUUCAGAGGUGUUGCUCAUUACACAACUUACUUAUUACACAUCAUCUUUUGAAAUGUUCUCUUCUGUGCAGCCAUUGAAGGGACUUGAGGCUUCUUCAGUUUUCACUCUGGCAUCCUUCAAACCUUCCCCGACUCCACUGUCUCUUCAUUCUCUUCCCCUGGGUUCAUUAGCUAAAAUUGUAGCAGAUAUUUCAUCCUUCAGAAAGAAAACCUUCCAGCUCUAAGAACACAGUCACAUUCACGGCUGCCAUUACGCAAAAUGAUGAAGACACCUGUAUGCACAAUUAUGAAAAACAUGCAAGAAUAUGUAGAUUGUGUCGCCCAUUUUUCUAGAUUUCUGAUCCAGCAACCCUGCCCUGGAGUGCGAUAAAUAAAACACUCAUUUCAAACAUG
Messenger RNA from Anolis carolinensis (green anole), 4084 nucleotides. RefSeq names its product dehydrogenase/reductase 7C (gene dhrs7c). Gene Ontology annotation, molecular function: oxidoreductase activity, acting on the CH-OH group of donors, NAD or NADP as acceptor. The record is from RefSeq and is a predicted model, not a curated record. The transcript has 7 exons. Gene Ontology annotation, biological process: intracellular calcium ion homeostasis. The coding region runs from base 183 to 1118 and encodes 311 amino acids. Lineage: Eukaryota; Metazoa; Chordata; Lepidosauria; Squamata; Anolidae.